UCGAGAAUUUCACAGAAAUGACGCAAAUUUAUGAUUAAACCGUCAGAAUUUAUGAUCAAACCGAAUGCGUACACUUAAUUUAAUUGAAUCAAUCAGUUUGGUGUUGGCUGUUGAAUGUUCCGGGUGAUUUAAAUAUGUGUGACAAUUCGGUGGUGAAACACAUUGUUUUUGUUGGUGAUGGAGCCGUCGGAAAGACGAGUCUUUUGCAUGUAUACAGUAAUCAAGGAGAAUUCAAUUUGUCAUACGUGCCAACGAUAUAUGAUCUCGACGAAACCGAGCUCAUACUGGACAAUGCCAAACAUUUGGUGAAAUUACACGAUACAGCCGGCCAAGAGAACUAUGAUCGAUUAAGAAAUAUCAUCUAUCUAUAUGCCGAUUGUUUUGUUCUCUGUUACAGCAUUGAUGAUCGAGCAUCGUUUAUAAAUCUUUUUUGCAAAUGGUAUCCCGAAGUGAGACCCUACAAAAUGCCCAUUGUACUUGUCGGCACGAAGAGUGAUUUAACCGUUGGAAUAAACAUUGUGCGAGUGGAUGAGGGUGAAAAAUUGCGGAAAAAAAUCAAUGCCAAUCAAUUUCUCGAAUGUUCAGCGAAAAACAAUCACAAUGUCAAUGAGGUCAUUUAUGAAGCGAUUCGAGCUGCUGUGGCUGGACCAUUAGAUCCACCCAAAACUGGAUGCUUUAAAACACUGCGAAAAUACAUGUGCUGUCACAAUAAUGAUUACGAUAAACUUCUGUAA
Molecule: messenger RNA, 734 nt
Organism: Sitodiplosis mosellana (orange wheat blossom midge)
Lineage: Eukaryota; Metazoa; Arthropoda; Insecta; Diptera; Cecidomyiidae
Product: ras-like GTP-binding protein RhoL
Exons: 4
Coding region: 135-734 (199 amino acids)
Biological process (GO): small GTPase-mediated signal transduction
Molecular function (GO): GTP binding; GTPase activity
Source: RefSeq, a predicted model, not a curated record